Molecule: messenger RNA, 1343 nt
Organism: Spirodela intermedia
Lineage: Eukaryota; Viridiplantae; Streptophyta; Magnoliopsida; Alismatales; Araceae
Source: the annotation of a GenBank genome assembly
AUGACCCCAUGUCCUCCCACGCUCUUCUCCCUUCCCCAGCUUCUCUCAGGAAACCCACAAGGUAGAGCGGUCCUUCUCGCCUCUCUCUCUCUCUCUCUCUCUCUCUCUCUCUCUCAUCAUCAUCAUCAUCAUCAUCAUCAUCUCAUCAGCUGCAGUGUUGGCAGGGCGGAGGAUGAGCUUGUGGAGCUGCUAUGGCAGAACGGCCAGGUGUUCAUGCUCAGUCAGACGCAUCGGGAGGCUGUCGGGAGGCCAUGUCAGAAGCCCGAGUCAGCUCCGAGGUGUGUAGAGCCGUUGGAUCCCCUGCCCCAUCCAGCAAGGAAUGAGGAUGCCUCACCAUGGGUUCAGUACCUGAUCGACGAUCCCCUGAUGAGGGACUUCUACCUUGACUUCUUCCACGGGCUGCCAGCUGCCGAGUCCACGGAGGCCCGGAUUGCUGUGGAGCCGACAAGUGGCCACUUUCUGGAGAAGGAAGGGGCAGAGUUCGGGCGGGACCAAGGAGGCAGGGAGGAGUCGUCACCCUUGGCGGCCUCCAAAUGGUCCGACAUCCAUGGUAGCUGCAGUAGUUCUGUGAAGGUCCCCUCAGCAAAAGGUGCAGACGACUCUCAGGCUGGGUUUAGUUACAGUGAGAUUCAAGAAGCUGGCAUUGCUUCCACUUCGGAUGGGUCUGCAUUGAGCCUUAGAGUGGACGACUGGCGGAGCACCGACACAGGGAAUUAUAAGAAGAGGAAGCGGAAGGAUGUUGAUGAAUCUCAGUGCCAGAAUGAGGUCAGGUCCUCUGGCUCCCCUUCUCUCUCCCUCCCUUCCUCUGUUUGAUGUGCUGGGCUUCUUCUCAGCCCUCGUUUUCGCAGGAAACUGAGGAUGAGUCAGUGGAGGCGACCAGGCCCUGUCGGAGGUCUGUGCCGGCCCGACGGGCCCGUGCUGCUCAAGUCCAUAAUCUCUCGGAGAGGGUAGGUGGAAAACGUUGAACCCACUUGGGAUUCCAAUUGUAGUAGCCACUUUAGACCACCAUCUCACUCUAACACACACACACACACCCACUCUAUUUAUCUAUCUAUCUCCUUCUAUCUAGAGACGGAGAGAUAGAAUCAAUGAGAAGAUGAGGGCACUGCAGGAGCUUAUCCCACACUGCAACAAGGUACUGUCUCUCUUUGCUUCCCCUGCCAAUAGACAGGCUCUGGGAUAACUCCAGGUACAAUGCUGGAACUCCUCAGACGGACAAGGUGUCAAUGCUGGAUGAAGCCAUCGAGUACCUGAAAUCACUCCAGUUGCAAGUACAGGUCCAGGGCCUCCUGUUGCUCUUCAGAUCUAAUUUGUCAAUCCACUCCCUAAUUUUCUUUUUCUAA